Diachasma alloeum is the source of this 1594-nucleotide messenger RNA. Its product is annotated as caltractin. Gene Ontology annotation, molecular function: calcium ion binding; enzyme regulator activity. The record is from RefSeq and is a predicted model, not a curated record. Lineage: Eukaryota; Metazoa; Arthropoda; Insecta; Hymenoptera; Braconidae.
AACGCCGGGCAUCGAACCGGUCGCUCAUCACACCGAGUUCGAAGCGUGCUCCCAGACUGUUCACUCUAUCAUUCCCGGAAAAUCACGAGUUAUCAAAUUCGGUUCACCUCAUACCCGAAUAAAAAAUAAAAAUAUCAAUUUCCAUUUUUGGGGAAAACAAUUGAGAUUUAUUUUAAUUGUUGUGUCAUCUGCGACGAUUCAGUUUUGUUACACACACCGCAGUUCGCUGGUGAUAAAGGGGCUUCUGACAGCGUGUUUCACGAAGGCUGACGUGCAUUCGCAUCGUCCAGUCGUGCUUCAACGGUUUACGACACUCCGGGAGGAGUAACUCAGCGCAAAGUGAAGUAGCGUGUGUCGUAGUUUGAGAAAUAAAUUGAGAAAAAUUGAGCAGGCAUCAGUUGACAUCGGGAUAUCCUUGAAUUUAAAAUCACAGGCGAUCGAUUGCAGGCAUAAUCGACACGUGUGCAGUGAUUUUGAAGAGAGAGAGCAUCAAGAGUGACUUUAUAUAUCGAUGCAAUCAACGUGAGUCACGUGCGAUAAGCACAAGCGAGGAACGGAACCAGCGGCGGAAGCAUCACAACGAUCACAAAUCGCUGGUGAUACUACUGUCGCGUUUAGUUACCGCUGCGAGAACGAGGCCGAGGAGGCGAAGGAGAAAAAGAAGGAAGAGGUCAGGCAAUUCGGCCGUGAUUACCGGAGUUUGUGGACAAAGGCAGGGAGCGAGAUCGGGCCCGGAUGCUCGCAAGGACAAGACGUCGGAAGUGCUGCCACGUUGGAAGGGAAAAUCUUGACAGUCGUCAACAAAUUUCUGACAAUAUCCCCUUUGGUUAACAAGGUUAAACUACUUAUGACACGUAAAGACACAGAGGGUGGGAGUGGGGGGGAGGAGGAGUUGGUGGAUGGUGGUUCAUCGAGGGCGUCGGUGAGCGACGUUCCUUGGCCGGAUGUCCGAAAGCCGUCGGUGACGAAUGAGGGGAACAAGUUGACGGGGGUAAGGCAGCAGCAUUUGCCCAGCAAUCAGAGACGACAGAGUGACAUUGGGAGUGAUAUGGCGGAGGGUAAUAAACAGCUGUGCGCGAGAAGAAGAGGUGAUGAGUGUAGUUUUGGUGAGACUAUUCAAGUUACGUGUGAAACGGCAUGCGAUUCGUCAAUUGCUGUGGGUAAUGCAUCGGCGUUAUCAGGGGGUAUGGCUUCGGGCUCAUCCUCUGGUGGACAAACUCGCUUGACUACUAGUUUGCUGUUUGAACUGCCGGAUGCCCGCAGGGGUUCCACCACUUGUUUCGACGAGAGAAUGCCAUCAAUUAGUAAAGCACAAAUGAAAGAAUUCGAAGAAGCUUUCAAUCUCUUCGACAAGGACAGAGACGGAAGUAUCACGAAGGAAGAGCUUGGGAGAGUAAUGCGUGGUUUAGGACAAUUCGCAAGAACAGAGGAACUUCGCACCAUGUUAGAAGAGAUUGACACUGAUGGUGAUGGAAACGUCAGUUUGGUGGAAUUCGUAAAAAUCGUCAGCAAUAUUGGAAAUGCCAGUGCAGCACAGCAGACAAACCUCAGCCAAGAGGAGCAAGAAGAGCAGGAGCUCCGCGAUGCAUUUCGG